Molecule: messenger RNA, 5799 nt
Organism: Danio aesculapii
Lineage: Eukaryota; Metazoa; Chordata; Actinopteri; Cypriniformes; Danionidae
Product: nuclear factor NF-kappa-B p100 subunit-like
Exons: 33
Coding region: 174-5195 (1673 amino acids)
Biological process (GO): innate immune response; non-canonical NF-kappaB signal transduction; canonical NF-kappaB signal transduction
Cellular component (GO): cytoplasm; nucleus; site of double-strand break
Molecular function (GO): DNA-binding transcription factor activity, RNA polymerase II-specific; RNA polymerase II cis-regulatory region sequence-specific DNA binding; protein binding
Source: RefSeq, a predicted model, not a curated record
ACGCAAGGCCUAUCAUUUGUCACUCCCUGUCAAAUUACAAACACAAAGUGUGUAAAUACGACACACACAGACUAAUGACAUCAUAAUGCAAAACUUCAGAAGACGCUGUGACAGGUGGCAAACUUGAUCUACCUGUAAAUAUGGGGGAAGAUCUGGCAAAAUGCAUUUAAUGAAUGGGCCAAUUCAUGGAGAGCAGUAUGGCAAACAAACCAAAUAUUCAUGUGUUUUUGGGUGCUCCAUGUUCUCAAGCCCUCAAUGUAGAGGUGCAGGACAGAGCGGCCACACACUGGACAACAAUGGACUUCACUUGGAGUCAAGGUCAGCUGAUUCCCAAGCACACCACUGGAGAGGCCCAAACAAAUGAUGAGUCUGGUGUGGAGGUUAAUGACUGGCUGAAAUCUGCUGUUGCCUCUGAUAAACUACCUGGGAGGAGGGAAGAAGAAAACAAAAUAUCGGAGGACGACAGCACUCCAUCAGGCUGCCAAUCAAAGCCAGAAUCUGUUGAAGAAGAGGAGUUGUGUCCUGUAUUAGUGACAGAAUAUCUUGAUAGUUGCUUCUCUUGUUUAGCUGGACAGAGCAGAGAUGGAAGGUCUAGGUCACCAGUUUCCAUCGAGACUGAGUAUCUGAGUUCAUGGACAAAGUCUCAAGCUUUGCUUCUUCGAAGUAGAGUGUCUCAAUGUCCAACUUCUGGACUAAUUGAAGAAUUUCUUCUCGGUUCUCCACACACCCCUCCCAAACAAACAUCCUCAGCCUCUGUGAGUUCCCCGGAGUUGUAUAGUCCUGCAGUCAGUCCUGAAGAAAGAGGUUUGGGGGGAACUUUGCAAAGCUCAGGAGAGUAUGGCAGUCUGAGCCAAAGACAGCAGGAGAGAGGGCUGAUUCUGGAAAUCACAUCUGAAGGCAUCCUCUGCUCUCAGGGCAAUGCUAUACCUGAAAAAUCUGUGUAUCAGAAUAAUGAUGGGCUCAUUAAUGAUUCUCCAACUUCAACUGCACAGUCAUCACCUGGUCCCUCUGCUGCUAAAAAGAUGAAGUUCCCUCAGACUGUGUGUAAUACCAAAGGAACAACAGAUCAGAGGACAAAAACUAUUGUUGCCCCCCUGUGUGGUCCUACAGCCCUGCUGGCCAGGUGUAAGACACAUGGUGUACGGUAUGCUAUCUUGGUGGCUGUGGUGCAUCCAUGCCACUUAAAAGAGGUCAAGGUGAAAUCCGGAGCUUCUGCUGGUACCAGUGUACCGCUAGCAACGCUGAUUGUCACUGACCAAUCAGAUGUGGAGAUGAAGGUGGUUUUAUGGCGGACGUCUGCCUUCUGGGCCCUGACAGUUUAUCCAGGAGAUAUUCUGCUAAUUACAGAUGUGACCGUGCACGUUGACAAGUGGAAAAAUGAGACUGUCCUGCAGUCCUCUUUCACCAGCAAGCUGCUGAAUUUAGGACAAGUCACAAGAGAGCGUAUUCCAAUUGCUCCACAGAAUUUGAACAGUCACUCAUUGAGAACGCUGUGUACUCAUCUGUGUGAAAAGCGCCCCCUGUUGGUGUCUCUGCCGCCUCACAGGCCUCAGGAUUUGCACUCCAUCUCCUUCAUCCGCCUUGGAGCUUUACGGCCAGACACACUGGUUCAUGCUCUGCUGAGGGUUAAACACAGCAAAUUAAUCACAGCAUGGCGCGAUGAGGCAGAGGGAAUAUCCAGAGCUGGAGGUGUGUUGAAAGCUAUUUUGACUGUGGAGCAAGGAGAUGGCCAGCAGGGAGCUGUCAUACUUUGGGGAGCUGCUCUCUUAUGGCUGCAGCGUUUGGAGAGGAACAAAGAUGCUGUGUGGGAGUUCAGGAUGCUGCUAGUCAGACAGGACGUGACCUCAGGCUUGCUAGAGCUGCAUUCGACUCCAUGGGGCUCCUGUCAGCCUCUUUUUCCUGAUGACAGUCGAUGCAAGGAGUUUUACAACACUGCCCGCUCCCAGAGGACUGCUAGCUGCUUUGAGAUUGAUCUCAGCACACUCCUGUCCCAGAAACACUCAGGUGAUGUCGAACUGAAAGUUAAAAUCACAGCUUUCCAGUUCCAGACCAGUCCGUCCCAGGAGGCCUCGCUGUUAAUAAAUGGCAGCACAACCUUGGAGGGCAUCAUAGGUGUUGUCUCUGGUGAUGUCACUUUUGCUGGAUGCAGCCAGUGCUCUGCAGAGCUGGAGACAGAUGAAAAUGGCAUAUACAGACCCUGUUACCCUUGCCUACCACAUACAGGAGUGCGCCGCUACUAUAGAUCUGCUGUUUUAACGGCGAGAGCUGGAGGUGAUCAAAUCUGUGUGCAAGUCCCUCCUGCUCUAGUGCAGAAGAUCCUUUUGAACACACCCCCAGAUAAACUACAUAAGUCUGUUGCCCCAGCAUCUGAAGUGAGGUUCAUCCAGUUGACUCGACGACGUGUAGAAACAACCCGACAAUUAGUAAACACGACACAAGCUCCAUCUUUUUCGGUCUGUCAGGAGCCCAGGUUCGGUUCGGAUGAUCCUGGAGAGCACAGAAUGGCUGGAGCACUAAGCAUGGAUGAUACGCAUUAUCAAAUGAGAUUUGUGGACAAUGAGCCGAUACCGUUUAUGGAUAUUCCAUAUAUGCAUGAAGCUUUUGAGGUGAAAAAUGAGUCCUUUGUGCAAGAGACAGUUGAUGGCCCUUACAUACAGAUAAUUGAGGAGCCAAAGCAGAGAGGAUUCAGAUUUCGUUAUGAAUGUGAGGGCCCAUCCCACGGUGGCCUACCAGGGGCCUCCAGCGAAAGGAACAGGAGGACAUAUCCCACUGUCAAGUUGUUAAACUUUGUGGGCAAUGCUCGUGUGGAGGUUCAGCUGGUGACACACACAGACCCUCCUCGCGUUCACGCGCACAGCCUUGUGGGUCGACACUGUAAUGAAAGCGGGGUCUGCACUAUUGAUGUCGGGCCUAGUGAUUUCACAGCACAAUUCAGUAACUUGGGCAUCCUGCAUGUCACAAAGAGAGGAGUGGUUGAAGUCUUAACGAAAAGGCUGAAAGAAGAGAAGAGGAGGAUGAAAGAGCCUGUAAAUAAGUUUAGUGAAGCAGAGGAACAUGCUCUUAUGCAAGAAGCCAAAGAGUUGGGCAAAAGCAUGGAUCUAAACAUUGUACGAUUAAAGUUCACUGCUUACCUGCAGGACAGCAAUGGGAGUUACACCAGAGCCUUGAAGCCUGUUGUGUCCAAUCCUAUAUAUGACAGCAAAUCACCAAACGCUUCCAAUCUGAAGAUCUCUCGUAUGGAUAAAACCUCUGGGUCAGUGCUGGGAGGAGAAGAGGUCUUUUUGCUCUGUGAUAAAGUUCAAAAAGAUGAUAUUGACAUCCGCUUUUAUGAGGAGGAAGAUGACUGGGAGGCAUUAGGAGACUUUUCUCCCACUGAUGUCCACAAACAGUAUGCGAUUGUGUUUAAGACGCCUCCGUACCGCUGCACAGACAUCUCGCGACCUGUCACAGUGUUUCUGCAACUUAAGAGGAAGAAGGGUGGCGACUGCAGCGAACCAAAGCAGUUCACAUAUGUCCCACACAAUCAAGACAAAGAAGAGGUUCAGAGGAAGAGGAUGAAGGCUCUUCCAGAGCAUUAUAGUGGCUGGCGUGGAGGACCCCAGGGUGGAGCGGGGGCCUUUGGAGGACCUGGAUCUGGAACAGGAGGAGGAGGAAUGGGAGGAGGUUUCCCUUUUAAUACGAUGGAUAAUUCAGCGUUUUAUGUUGGUGGAUGUGGAGGAUAUGGUGGAGGUGCACAAAUGUCUGACUCCCCUCCUCAAACUGAUGGAGCAAACACACAGUCUCAGCCGAACUCUCAAAUACGACAACAGCUCAUUCAGAUUGCUCUACACAAUCGUGCCAAUUUGGCGGCAAAAUGCAAUGCUCGUGCUUUAUUACAGUACAGCAGCACAGGAGAUGCGCGCCCCCUGCUGGCGCUGCAGAGACAUCUGUGUGGCGUGCAAGAUGAAAACGGAGACACGCCUCUCCACUUGGCCAUUAUUCACCAGAAAACUGUUGUGGCGGAACAGCUUAUUCAGGCCUUGAACAGCAGCCCACAGCAGAAGUUCUUCAACAAACUCAACAAGCUCAGUCAGGCUCCAUUGCAUCUGGCUGUGAUCACAAAGCAACCCAAGUUAGUAGAGAAGUUGAUGAAAUCGGGUGCAGACCCGAGUCUGCUGGACCGAGAGGGCCGGACAGCGCUUCACUUGGCCGCACACACUGGUGAUGAUGCCAUACUACGACUGGUUCUGAGCCUGCUAGGAGAGCACUACUCCCAUUUAAUAAACAGCGCUGACUUCACAGGUCAGUAUCCAGUCCAUCUCGCUGUGAAGAAAGACGGAGAGCGUUGUCUGCGAUUGCUGGUAGAAGCAGGAGCAAAGAUUAACAUGCCAGAGCAGAAAAGUGGCUGCACUGCACUGCACCUGGCAGUGAGGGACAACCUGUUAAAACUGGCCUGUAAUCUCAUCACUGAGCUGAAGGCUGAUGUGAAUGCCUGUACCUACGGGGGCAACAGUCCUCUUCAUUUAGCUGCCAGUCAGGGCUCUCCACAUCUCUGCUCCAUGCUGAUCGCUGCAGGUGCUGAUAAACGCAUAGAGAACGACGAGCCUCUUUUCCUGAGCUCGUCUUCCUCAGAUGAAGAUGAGGAGAGCGAGAAGAAGCUCUCAGAAGACAUGGUUCAGCAAGUUCACUGCUUGUCGAUAUCAUCCGAGAGAGGAGUGUUUAAUCCACGAAAGCGACCUGCUGCAGGACACACUCCCUUUGACCUGGCCAAAUCCCAAAAGGUUAGAGAUUUAUUAGAUGGCAGGAAAGGCCCCAAGCCCAAUUCACUCAGCCCUAAGAGGAUUAAAAUAAGCACAGAAGAAGUAAACCAGGAUUUGAACAAUGAGGUGCUGAGCAAACUGUGUGGGAUUCUAAUUCAUGACGAUGUACCUUGGAGGGAACUGGCUGAAAAACUGGGUAUGCUGACACUUACCCAUCUGUACCAGGACAGCGCUUCACCCUGCCAGAAGCUGCUUGAAAGCUAUCAGUUGAGUGGUGGUCCUGUUGAUGCCCUGGUGGAGGCGCUGCAGGCUCUGGGUGUAAGGGAAGGAGUGAGGCUGCUGAGAGAUAGUCAACCCAAAGAAGACAAACAGAGCUCAGACUCCACAGAGGACAGUGGUUUCGGCAGUCAGUCUAUUGGAGAGGAGAUGGCAAAUCCUGCAGUGGCCAAUCACUGAUCAUCAGGAUCUAUUCAACACGGACAACUUGGCACUUUAUUAGUUUACUGGUUCAUCAGGAGCAAACCGGUGGACAGUUCAUCAUCUCAAUAAGGAAAUGCUGCACGUCAGAGAAAGGAUUGAAAAGAGCAGUUUUGAGGUCAAGAUCUCUCAAUGGUAUUACAUAACAAUAAGACAUGUAAAGAAUCGGUUGCUUCAAGAUACUCAAAUCUCUGCGGUCUGGAGUGAAGCUUCUUUUCUGCAGACAAUUCACUGCUUGUAUCUUAUCCUCAACGACAGCAACAAAAACCAUCUGACUUUACAGUAAUUUAACAAUAAUGCGACUGUCAUUUUCUAGCACAGCUGUAACCUUGACAUGUUUGUAGAAUGUACUGAUAUGAAUAUUUCUUGUCAGCCGUCAUUUGAUAUAAUAUGCAAACUAAAAAAUAUGCAUAGGUGAGAUGCAUUUUAAAUCAUUUCACUUCAUUUCUCUGAUACAUCUGAAGACUUAUGCUGUUUAUUUAUGUACAUUUUUUAUGUUGCAGUUGUGUGUUUCUUUAGAAGAUGCUGAAGUAAAUAUGUUUGUUUUAAUAAAGAUAUUUCAUUAUUCUUUGUCAUUAGACUG